AUGGGGCAAAAUUGUUUACAUCGAUAUGGUUCUUCAUGGUUGCUACUUUUUUUUAUUCUUUGCCCACCUGUACACAGCGGUACUAAGAAGGACUUAAAUCUAGUUAAGAGUGGACUUGAAACUGGCAAAGGGAUAGCUGCCCUGAUUGAAGUUGCAAAUUUUGAACAGACUUUAGCACAGAUCGGAAAAAGUAUUGGUCCUUACCUUGGUGCAAUAGGUCCUUUCAUAGGUCUCAUAUCCGUUAUCAUUCCAUCCGAAUCUAAGGAGUUGUCUUACAUGAAAGAGAUGAUGAAGUAUAUUGACAACCGAUUUGAUCAAAUGGAUAAGCGAUUCGACAGUAUCGAACAGAUGAUUAAGUGGAACGUCGUGCAAGUCAAUUUCGGGCAGAUUGAACAAAGGAUAAAGGCAAUGGCACGGGAAUAUAGAUAUCUGUGUAUUGUUCCACCUGUUGCUGUGGAAAAUAGAAAGAAGAUUUAUAUUUCGAAUUAUGAAAGUGAUUACCAGAAUAGCGGCACGAAAUUGUACCAAUCUAUUGUCAAAGAACAAGGUACGCUUCAAGAAGAUCUGGGUACAUCUGUAUUGCGUUAUACUGACAGUGACCGCACAAAGACACAGUUAUUUCUUCUCGGAGUUAUGCAACUUCUUUUGCAGUCUAUAAAAAUAGAGUUGGCAUAUCUGUUUUCCUACAAAUAUGAUCAUAAUGCAAAUUUUAUGAAGUCACAAUGGAUAAAUCGAACGGAGGAGGUUCAAACGAAGUUCAAACUCAUAGACGAUCAGUGUAUUAAUGCAUAUUUCGCCAAAUCCUUAAAGGAUAUUGACGAAUUUUCUGCCAAAAACUAUGGCAAACCGAAUAAUAAGUUUGCCACUGAACUAUUCGAUCUGCUAUCUGGAAAGUACUUCUGGAGGGAUUGGAUUGUUGUCGCCUAUAACCCAAUAAGCGGUGACGACAAGUAUUUUAUGAGUGUCAAAGGAGGACACAUUCUAUUAUUGAAACAUGGAAGAAAUCUGUUAGUGACAAGUGUGGACAAGAAUCAUCCGGUCAUGAAUUUAUCAGGAGCUAAAGAGAAAUUGAACAAAAUUUCCGUGAGACAUUCGGUUAGUUGGUUAGGAGUAUCUCAAUACGUCAAUCGAUCGGCAAAAGAUAUAUUUAACAAGAUAGAUAAAACAGGUGCCUCACUUGUUAUUGUCAUAGAGUGUGCGUGGAAUGCAGCAGCUCUAAAAUGUGACACUAACAGGCUCUUAUCCGAUAAAAGAUGUCCAUAUCAUUGGAUAAUCAUGUGGGGUUAAAAGGUCUUAGAAAAGUUGUACAUGGUAAUAUUGUGACUAGCUGAUAUUUUUUUUAAAGGUCAAUGUAUUUACUGUUAUUACCAUUAAGGUAAAUCAGUUAUAAUUUUACAUUUCAUGCAUUGGUAAAAGGACAAGGUACCUUUUGUUGCAAAUGUGGCAAUUUUUUUAACAUUUGUAUGUUACGGAUAUAAACGCUA
Mytilus californianus (California mussel) is the source of this 1484-nucleotide messenger RNA. RefSeq lists its product as uncharacterized. The coding region runs from base 1 to 1287 and encodes 428 amino acids. NCBI's taxonomy places the organism in Eukaryota, Metazoa, Mollusca, Bivalvia, Mytilida, Mytilidae. The record is from RefSeq and is a predicted model, not a curated record. The transcript is spliced from 2 exons.